GGCUGGGAGCUAUUUGCGGUGCGUAUGCAACAGCGGAGGCUGUUUGCAAAUUAGGCGAAAGUCAAAUGAGCUCUUUCAAGGAACCGGACCUGACAGCAAGUGAUUGUAAAGAUGCUCCUCAGAGCCCAGAAGGCACGGCCGCCCUGAAGCAUCCCUCCACCCCGAGUCCGGGCAGCCAAGAUUCCUAUGGAGGCUUUUGCCCAACUCCUCAGAAAAGGAGGCAUUCCACAGAUGAAAGAAACAUAGUGGUGCCCAGAAAACUUUUUUGUUUGUCCCCGGAACCUAGCGACUCCAACGGAAGCGCUGGCCAAGAGGUCCAAGAACCAUUGUUGGUGAGGCUUCCUGAAGAGAGCUCAAGUGAUGGAACUGUCCAGCAGGAAGUUCAAGAUGUUGAGGUGGAUCCUCUUUCUGAUGCCCAGCCUGAGCUCUCCGGAACUACAUCCGUGGAUGACGGAUCUCAGCGGCCUGCACGGAUUGUUGCUGAUCCCGACGACAAGGAGGCUGGUGUGGUGCUGCGCCAGCAGCCUGUGCAGCCGGCGCCCGAGUUGGACAGCAAGAAGGCUGAAGAAGAUGUGGUGCCAGAGGAAAAGUCGGGGGUCGUUUUAUAUGCCAAGUCGUCUUAUAUGCCGGAAAAUACGGGAAUUUCUUGGAAGACGCUGUACAAUCAGUAUUUGGAAGAAGUUGACCACGCCUCACUGAUCGUAAGAGUCAUUCUGCAACGGUAUGGCCUAACCAAGGAGCACCCCCAAUGCAUGCUGGGAUUUAUUCGGUGUGUGGCUGAUUAUCAGACCUACCCCUGUGAAAAUCCCACCACUGCCCUCACGUUUCUGCAACGCCACUCACUCUAUCCCAAGGCGGAAGUCUGCAUCGCCAGGAAACUUCCGGAUUUGGACGGUCGCAAAGAGACUCCGGCCUACGUUCGGGCAGUGAUGGCGGCCAUUGUGCUCUUUGCUGGAGGCGUUUGUGACAUUCAGGAGCUGAUGGACUGUCUCCAAAGUCGCAACUUCCCCAUGUCAUCGGAGGACAUCCUUGAAAUCUUGUAUUCCAUGGCAACCCUACUUUAUGCCAUGCGGGAGAAUGAGGUCAAGAUCAGUAACAGGUUUCACUACAGUGUUUCUUAUUGCUUGCAUCACUUGGAGAAUUCACUCUGCAACACACCUUCCACAAAUGAUCCUGAAUUACCCAGCAGUGGAGGAGGUUUUAGGCCUAUUUCACAACCUACUAGUGAACAACAACUGAUCUUAAACCACAGGCUUAACCCUGAAGACCGGGUAAAAAUUGUGGGUUCUGCAGGCACUGGGAAAACAUCCACUCUGCUCCAGUAUGCCAGGGAGUGGUCGGAGCUUAAAUUCUUGUUCAUAGCGUUCAACAAAAUCAAGAAGCAAUCAUUGCUGUUUUGCUCUAAAAAUGUCACCUGUAAAACCUUCCAUUCCUUAGCUUAUGACGAAGUCGGCAAAAAAUACAGGAAUAAAUUUAUUAGGGACAUACUGACCAAUGAGGUAGGCCGUGUCCUCUCCAAUCCUGAGGCCAGUGGCACGAAGGUUGUUCAGACCCUCAAAACCUUUCUCGCUUCGGCAGAUGAGUCCAUCACGGUGGAGCACACCGGCUGUGGAGAAGAUGUGAAGGAACGCGAAAAGCAAAUCAUUGUCGAAGAAGCGAAACAAAUAUGGGCCAAGAUGAAAGAGCUGGGCCCAACCGAGGAGAAGGCAUACCACAUGCCGUUCGACGGUUACUUGAAACUUUGGCAACUCCAGAAGCCUUCUCUUUCCACCGAUACGGAGCGUUACAACGUCAUCAUGGUGGAUGAGGCCCAAGACUGCACCCACGCUAUGAUGAGUAUUGUCCUCUUGCAAAACUGUCCAGUGAUCUUGGUAGGAAAUCCACACCAACAGAUUUACACCUUCCGAGGAGCUGACAACACAGUUUUGGAUGUGCCCAACAGCCGCAUCUUCUACCUGACGCAGAGUUUUUGGUUUGGCUACGAAAUAGCUUACGUUGGUGCAACCCUUCUGGAUGUUUCCAGAAAAAUCCGGAAAAACAUGGUGGGAAAUUACUGGGCCGGUGUUGUCAGAGUGGAGGGGAAGGAGACUUGGUUAUCCCGGACCAACAGAGAUGUCUUUGACAAUGCUGUGAAAGUUACAGGUGGAGACUCACCUGCUAAGAUACACUUCCUGGGGGGUAUUAAUACUGUUGGACUGGAUAUAAUUGAAGAUCUCUAUAAUGUCCUGCAUUCUAAACAGAAUUACGAGCUCAAGAGUGCCUUCAUGAAGGAGCUCCAGAGUACCCUCAUCAAGAAGUAUGUAGAGAAGGGCUUCAGGAGCAUUGAGGAAUAUGAUGCAACACGAAAAAAACAGCUGGAACUAACAACAGGAAUUUUGAGAAAUUACGACGAUGUUCCGCAACUAGUGAGAAGCAUGCACCAAUUCCAUGUCCCGGAUCCUGAAAGUGCAGUGAAACUCGAGGUAAAGGAUUUCUUCAUCAAGAGGUGGGUUGAGAAGGGUUUGGCCAGCAUCAAGGACUAUGCGGAAAAAUCAGAAGACAAACAACUGGAAAUAAAAAUUGGAAUUGUGGAGAAAUACCGGGAACGUAUUCCGGAGUUGGUAAACAGGAUACGCCAGUGCCAUGUUUGGCAUCCAGAAGUUGCAGAUUACAUCCUAGGGACUGUGCACAAGGCCAAAGGGCUGGAAUUUGACACGGUCAAAAUUGAUGAUGUCUUUCUGAGCAAGUCCAAUCUUGAACAUUUGCAUUCAAACAGAAUUGAAGCCAUUCCGAAAGAUGAGUGGAAUUUGCUGUACGUCGCUGUCACUCGAGCCAAGAAGCAUCUCAUCCUGCCCAGUUUUUUUGCUCAGAUCCUAGAAGUCGCCAAGGAAUACUGUGUCCGGUUUGAAUUAUCCACCGCACUCUCCAAUACGACACCACCGGUCUGUGUACAAUGCAGGUGCGAAGUGCCCAUCCCAGAGGAUCCUGUGCUAAUCCCGAAAAGGAUAAACCAUCCUUACAUAGUGGACAACACCGAAAGAAAGGGAUUUUUGUGUUCUUCUUGUGCGCGCAGUUUUGGCCCCAUUGCACAGCUCACAGGAUCUUCCAGGGCGCAGGGCCCAGCCCGUCUCCCAGAAACCAUUGAGGUUCCCUCCGAGGUCCACAUCCUCCUUGAAGAUUUUUAAGUACUUCAAACAAACAAAACAAAAAUUGCACUGGGUGUUUUUCAAAAGAAAGCAAGGAAUGUAGAAAGGAAGGUUAUCCUCUUGAUGUGGGAUUGAUGCUCUUGUUGUGCUGCCUGGAGAGUCAGAAUCAUCAGAAUAGAGCUCCAAGGGACCUUGGAGGUCUUCUAGUCCACUACCACACCCACCCACCCACCCACCCCUUGCUCAAGCAGGCAACUCUAUCCCUUUUCAGACAAGUGGCUGUCCAGUCUCUUUUUAAAAACCUCCAGUGAUGAAGCCCAUACAACAUCCGGUGGCAAGCAGUUCCACGGGUUAAUUGCGCUCACGGUUAGGACGUUUCUCCUUAAUUCCAGGUUGCUUGUCUUAAUGGAAUGGAAUACAAUAGAAUAGGAAUAGAAUAUAAAUGUAUAGAAUAGAAUUAGAAUUAAAAUUAGAAUAAGAAUAGGAAUAAGAAUAAGAAUAGAAUAGGAAUAGAAUAGAAUAAGGAAUAGGAAUGGAAUGGAAUGGAAUGGAAUAGAAUAGAAUAGAAUAGAAUAGAAUAGAAUAGAAUAGAAUAGAAUAGAAUAGAAUAGAAUAGAAUAGAAUAGAGGAUGGGGAUGGGGAUGGGGAUGGAUAGAAUAGAAUAGAAUAGAAUAGAAUAGAGGAUGGGGAUGGAUAGAAUAGAAUAUGGAAUGGAAUGGAAUAGAAUAGAAUAGAAUAGAAUCAGGAAUAAGAAUAGAAUAGAAUAGAAUAGAAUAGAAUAGAAUAUAUGGAAUAGAAUGGAAUAGAAUAGAAUAGAAUAGAAUAGAAUAGAAUGGGUUGGAAGGGACUUUGGAGAUCUUCUAGUCCAGGGGUGUCAAACUCAAAGCCCGGGGGCCAGAUCCGUCCCAUGGGAUGCUUAGAUCUGGCCUGCAGGGCCGCCCUGAAAACAGCAAAAGAUCAGCCUGGAGCGCCUCUGCCAGCAAAAAUGCAGCUUGGAAGGGCCGCUGACGGCCUUUCAAGCUCUGUUUUCACUGGCAGAGGGUUGCAGCCAGGGGUGAAAUCUACUUACUGUCCCAACCAGUUCGGAAGUGCGCGUGCACGGACCCUCUGCGCAUGCGCAGAGGGUAAAAAGACAGUUUACUUCCUGGUUAAAACCAGGAAAUAAUGACAAUCGGGCAGAUGGACGGAGCCUCGUGCCGCCAUCGCUACCGGUUCAGCCGAACCGGUUCGAACUGGGUGCAUUUUACCCCUGGUUGCAGCCGAAAUGGAACUCGGGAGCCUGUUUUCACCGGCAGAGCACUUGCGCACCCCUGACAGGAAUGACGUUGAGUCGGCCACUCCCACCCUGUCCCCCCUCCCAAGGUCAAACACAACCUUGAUGUGGCCCUCAAUGAAAUCGAGUUUGACACCCCUGGAAUAGAAUAUAAAAUAUGGAAUAGAAUUAGGAAUAGAA
Pantherophis guttatus is the source of this 4578-nucleotide messenger RNA. Its product is annotated as F-box DNA helicase 1-like. Gene Ontology annotation, molecular function: hydrolase activity; DNA binding; 3'-5' DNA helicase activity. Gene Ontology annotation, cellular component: nucleus. Gene Ontology annotation, biological process: replication fork processing; double-strand break repair via homologous recombination. The record is from RefSeq and is a predicted model, not a curated record. Lineage: Eukaryota; Metazoa; Chordata; Lepidosauria; Squamata; Colubridae.